Messenger RNA from Anoplopoma fimbria (sablefish), 3627 nucleotides. It is a transcript of the gene limd1a, whose product is annotated as Wilms tumor protein 1-interacting protein. The record is from RefSeq and is a predicted model, not a curated record. The transcript is spliced from 8 exons. Gene Ontology annotation, cellular component: adherens junction; nucleus; transcription regulator complex. Gene Ontology annotation, biological process: negative regulation of hippo signaling; positive regulation of miRNA-mediated gene silencing; regulation of DNA-templated transcription. Lineage: Eukaryota; Metazoa; Chordata; Actinopteri; Perciformes; Anoplopomatidae. Gene Ontology annotation, molecular function: transcription corepressor activity. Bases 552 to 2447 code for a protein of 631 amino acids.
UCGACCGGUGGCCACGUACGGCUCCAUGCGUAAAGGGUGAUCCCACGGUCUGGACGGCUCCUACCGGGCGACUUUAACGACGUAUUUUAGAUACUUGGACUACUUUGAAGUACUUUUUUUUUUCUUUGAGAUGCAAGAGGACAUAGUUGUGAAUGAAGGGCUCCCCGCUGGGACUGUAACGCGGGAGGAGGAGGCAGCUAUCGGAUCUGGGAUCUGCUCACAUCUAUAACCAGACAGACGGCGGUUGUUCGGGACAGAGCUGACCGCGGACGGGUUGUUCGGGACAGAGCGGAGGAGGACGGUUUCUCCGAGGAGGACGGAGGUCUUUAACUUGUUCAUUCUUCACGCAGGACAACAAAAAGAGGGUGGUGUGGGUGAGUGGGUGGGGGGGGAAAGUUUGGAAUAAGAGUUUAAAAGUUGGACGCUGGACCCUCGUCUCCUGUAAGUGUAAGCGCCAUAAUAAGGCUGGGAAUAUCACUCUGACUGUAUGAGUUACAUAUAACUAGUUGUAACUUUACUUCAUUGGAGCAGACACACAAAGUAUCUUCAAAAUGGAUAAAUACGAGGAUUUGGGACUCGAGGCGAGUAAGUUCAUCGAGGACCUUAACAUGUAUGAAGCGUCCAGAGAUGGCUUAUUUCGCAUGAGGAGGGACGCAGGAAACAACCCCGACUUUGAAGAGACAAGGAAAGUUUUUGCCUCUAAAAUGACUAAAAUACACAUGCAGAAACAGCAGGAGGAGAUGGCGAAAAACAGCCAGGCCAUUAAAAUGAACGGGGGCCACAACAGCACAUACUACACCAAAGACAGACCACCCAUCAACAGUUACAGGCAGCCGUGCGAAGCGGCAGCGAAGCCCCCGAUGCUCUCUGGCCCCUUGCCGGGCACCGCGGCUGGGACUCAGUACGCACAGUUGGACGGCCAGAAGCACCAUGCCAGCAUCCAGUCUGAACCUCCAGUAGGCAGGGCGUAUGGCUACGGAAACAAUUACGAUAAUAAGGAGCGCUCAGAGCCACAUUCAUACCAGCUCAACCCCCCUACUCCCCCCAGCCCAGGAAACGCGUCUCUCAGCGCGCCUACACAUGCUCGUUACCCGGCCAGCCAGCCGGCGGCCUGGGCCCCAUCCAGAGAGAGCCAGCUUUCUCCAUCUUUGGCUGGGUGUGGGGGCAGCAGCUCAUCUAAGCAGCAGCAGCAGCAGCAGCAGCCCCAACAGCCCCAACAGCCCCAACGCCAAUCUGCACCUUCCACCGGCAACAGUCUUCCACCCCAGCAGAUUCAGGCUGUCCCCCCGUCUUUAAACCCGAGUCCACCCCCAUCUGCUGGGCCAGCCAGGGGAUGGGCUGGAGAGCCCUCUGGCUCAGCUCAACCUGACCUCAUCCCUGGCCUGCCUCUGAGUGCCUUCACAGCAGGAGCUGACUUCCAAACGCAGAAGCCCUCAACACAUUCUGCGGCCCGUUACACACCCUCUUCUUCAACUUCGAGACCCUCCACCAGCCAUAAUGGUCCUCUUGCAGCUUCUUCGCUCCUACCGGCAACGUUUGAAACACCUCUACCCAAAGCCCAGGUGGCAUCUGCGGCCUUGAUUCCUGGCAAUGUGUCCAAAAGCAGCAGCAAGGGUCAAGUUCAGGGCCAAAUACCAGUCUGUGGACAUGCCGUUGGUGCCGAAGCUGAAAUCCUGUGCCCCUCCAAGCCUGCACAACAACCCUGUCAGUCUCUCCCCGCACAGCCCCCCGAACAGGGGCCUUCAGCAGCUGAAAUAAAGUUAGAAGCUCUCACCAAUCGACUGGAAAAAGAGAUGGAUGCCCAACCAAAGGCUGACUACUUUGGCCUCUGUGUUAAGUGCAACAAGGCGGUGUUUGGAGCCAGCCAGGCCUGCCAAGCUAUGGGAAGCCUCUACCAUGACAGCUGCUUCACCUGCAGCGCCUGCAGUCGAAGGCUGAGAGGGAAGGCGUUCUACUAUGUCGGAGGAAGGGUUUUCUGUGAAGAGGACUUUCUGUACUCUGGUUUCCAGCAGUCUGCAGACAAGUGCAACGCAUGUGGACAUCUGAUCAUGGACAUGAUCCUGCAGGCCCUCGGGAAGUCUUACCACCCCGGCUGUUUCCGCUGUGUCAUCUGUAAUGAGAGCCUUGACGGAGUGCCCUUCACUGUGGACACCGAAAAUAAGAUCUACUGUCUCAAAGACUAUCACAGGGUCCUGGCGCCUAAAUGUGCAGCCUGUAACCAGCCCAUCCUGCCUUCAGAGGGGUCUGAUGAAACCAUUCGUGUUGUAUCCAUGGACAAAGACUACCAUGUGGAAUGCUAUCACUGUGAGGACUGUAAGAUGGAGCUCAACGACGAGGAGGGUCACCGCUGCUACCCUCUGAACGGCCACCUUCUCUGCCACUCCUGCCACCUGAAGCACAUGGAGCCGGGCUGCUCCUCUCCUGUUGCCGCAUCCGCCUCCUACUAACACUGCAGUAGGUGGAGGGAGACACCUGGUGGAUUUGUGAAAGAACUGCCAAAGCGUGACUUACAGCAGGAGUCGAUAUGUGCAAUUCUUGUUGUAAAGGAUUGAUUAAUGCAAUGCAUCAGAUCGUACUAUGGUUUGAUGUGUAUUCUCAAAGGAAUAUUAAUGAAGUUUCCAUUAUGCCUAAAGAGGUUUUCAACCAAUAAUGAAGGAUUGUAAAACACCAAAGCCCUACUUUGAAUACAGUGAAGCAUUGAGUUAUACCCACUGCCUAUUGACUUUGUGUGGCCAUAUGUUUUUCUAGUGUAAAUAUCAGUUGCAUUGGCUGAGUAAAUUCAUGGUAGUCAACUCAUUUUAGGAAUGUUCAUUCAACUUCAUGUUCAAUCCAAUUCAAUCCGUAAAUGAACUGUCUAUUGGUAUCAGCUAAGCUAUUGGAAAAUAAUGAUUCAACCAUGAUAAAGUUUCUACAUGCAAUAAUGACAGCUGGUGUGUGUUUACAUAUUAAGAAUAUAGAAAUUGGCAUUGAGCCUCAUUAAAAUAAGUAAUUAGCAUAACAACAACAACAACAACAAUUUUCCAAUUUUAAACCAGAGUUACGGAAAGUUACCUUUUUUCUUCUCACGGUGGUAACUGCACAGACACUCUGCAAAGGGCUUCCAUUUGUUGACCUGCACACAUGAGCCAUCAUUGUGGCUCAUCUUCCAUAUGCAGAGUCCUGUAUAAUGAUAUCAAAUGAUAAUUCUUUAGCAUGACCAUUCCAUAGAAAUAUUAAACAAUGCCAUUACCCCACUGGUUGCUAUGCCUUUGUGUGCCUAGGGCCUAACAUUUUACAGUCAUAUUUGAAAUACAUUUUUUUUGUUUUAAGCACUUAAAGAUAGGUUUGUGAGUUUUUGAUGCACCUAUGAAGUGGUUGGUAUUAGGCUUGUAGAUCCAUGUAUUUUGUUGCAUUUAUAAAAAUAUAUGUUCGUGCAAAACCCCUUAAAUACUAAUUUGAUUUGCAGUGGGAAUUACAGUUUUGAUUGCCUACCUUUGCCAUCCAAAUUGUAUUCAUGUCUUCAGUUUACUUACUAAAUAUUUGAUUGUCAUUUGAGUUCCUUUUCCAUAUGUAUCUGUAGAUUAAGAUUAUGAGCAACAUAACAUAUGUGCUUUAUGAGUGUUGUAAAGAAAAUAUUUAAUAAAUGCA